Messenger RNA from Pungitius pungitius (ninespine stickleback), 1911 nucleotides. It is a transcript of the gene edn2, whose product is annotated as endothelin 2. Gene Ontology annotation, biological process: vein smooth muscle contraction; intracellular calcium ion homeostasis; regulation of vasoconstriction. Gene Ontology annotation, molecular function: hormone activity; endothelin B receptor binding. NCBI's taxonomy places the organism in Eukaryota, Metazoa, Chordata, Actinopteri, Perciformes, Gasterosteidae. The record is from RefSeq and is a predicted model, not a curated record. The transcript is spliced from 5 exons. Gene Ontology annotation, cellular component: extracellular region. Bases 127 to 609 code for a protein of 160 amino acids.
UGAGCACAAAGCACCUGUUGCAGCUCCUCAGCCUCAACACAAGUCACCCUCGAAGACUCGUCUGCAGUGUUUGAACCGGCUGCUGCUGCUGUUACACUUCAGAACAUCGGACACCUGAAGAGGACGAUGGCUUCUUUCACCUGCAAGGCGCUGACUUUGUUCUUCCUCGGCAUGGCUGUGCAAGAGAGUUGUGGACUCCCCUUAUCAGACGGGGCAGAGCUGCCAGCUCAGGCUCCACAGCAACACCGAGUCAGGACCAAACGCUGCUCUUGCAACAGCUGGGAUGAUAAAGAAUGCAUCUACUUCUGCCACCUGGACAUUAUUUGGGUCAACACGCCAAGUAAGCUCCUUCCCUAUGGCCUCGGAAGCCCUCCGUCUCGCCGCCGCCGCUCAGCCGAGCGAUGCGAAUGCCUCAGGGCGACCGAUGAAACCUGCUCCGGCUUCUGCCAGGAAAGCUCAAAGAAUCCAAGGCCGAAUGUCUCGGGCCGAUCGGUGGAGUCUGCGAGCACAAACCGCAACAAACUGCUGGAAUCUUUCAGAUCUGUGGUGAAGUCCAACAUUGCGAUCGCAAAAGAGGUCCUGUCAUCAAACAAGAACCUGGGAGGAUGAAACCGAGUGAGCAGCGGGACGAGGAGGCAGAGGACGGAGCGAAAACCAGAGGCGUCAACCUCCAUGGAAUUGACCUCCAUGGGCCGGAGACUUCUCCGGCUACCUUCAAUGCCGGCAUCGGGGACUCUAAGAGUCUCGGUCGAUGUGAAGGUGGAAGGAUGGAAGGAAACAAAGGCAUUGGAUCGAGCGUUCGAUCAACUAAACAGUGCCUCGAAGGACUGGCAGCUCAGCGAGACAGAAACCCUACAGCAAGAACAAUGCUGGGUGGAGACGUCUAGAGUUAUUUCACGAACUCUCUUUGAACCGUUUUGAACAUGUCAACAGAUGCCAAGAAAAGAUUCAUUGAAGCCGAGGACGAGGAAAGUCGGCGUCUGCCCUUUUGGGGGAACCACAUCGAUGAGGUCCAGCGUGACGGAUCAGUCGCCGAUCGAGAGUUCUUCUGUUUUUAUAAACCCUCCCGUGGUUCGUCUGAUUGGGCAGCUCACCCGCCACGAGGAUUGUAGGACCACUAGAUAUUCCAGAGUCAUAUUUUCAAUUCUCAAUUGUCAAUGUUUACUCUGUUAUCCUUGCUAUCAAUGCUUUAUAGUCCUCUGCAUCAGAGCUGGAAUCUGCUACCUUAGCCAGUCCUUAGGGCCAAUAAGCGAUUAUGAUUAUCAGACAGUACUUGAAGAUGGCAGCUCGUUCGUUCUUUGCACAUAUGGCCUCAGUGGAAUGAAGGUCAUUUCUUUGGGAUUUGUCUUGCAAACAAUUAGCUUUGUACAAGGUCUAUUGUCAGCUCCCACACACAUCCAUAUUCAUGCAACUUUCUGCUAGCAACAACAUUGGGUCUAUUGUGUUGGCCCCAGUGUUUAUUGCAUAGCUUCAGUUUAAUGUUUUGAUUAAAGAUAAGCCAAAGGGUUUCAAUGGCUUGCAGCUUGCCAAAAAAUGCAACAGUUGUUUUUCUCCCCUGACAAGUAUUCACCUAAAUCUUUUGUAAUUAGCCACUGGGAAACAAUGACUCUCGACUUUGCACUUCAAAGCUAUUUGUCUGUGGGCUGCACUUUUUCUAUGCCGUAAAAUCCAUUUACUCCAUCCAUGAUUGUAGUAAAGUCACAGACACAUGGAAAUAUAGAACUUCUUUGUACUUAAACAUCUCCAUCCUCAGAUUUCUCAGCAUUGUAUAUGAUGGAGGUUUAAAAUGUCUAAGGUAUAACACCUGAAUUGUAUAUAUAAUGUAUUUAUUCUCUAACUUAUUCAGAGAUGUAUUUAUAUUUGUAUGAACGAUGCACUGACUUUUGUAUAAAAAUGCAAAAAAACCCAGAA